This is a messenger RNA of Cylas formicarius (sweet potato weevil), 5286 nucleotides long. Its product is annotated as protocadherin Fat 4-like. The record is from RefSeq and is a predicted model, not a curated record. Gene Ontology annotation, cellular component: plasma membrane; catenin complex. Lineage: Eukaryota; Metazoa; Arthropoda; Insecta; Coleoptera; Brentidae. Gene Ontology annotation, molecular function: calcium ion binding; cadherin binding. Gene Ontology annotation, biological process: homophilic cell-cell adhesion. The transcript has 31 exons. Bases 116 to 5137 code for a protein of 1673 amino acids.
CAUUUGAGGCUGACGGAAUACAACGAAAAUACUAACCGAUUUUGUUAAUUUUGAAAGUGUAGUAUUUAUUGGUAACGGUUUUUCUGUCUAUGAGGAUUACUUUACAUCUUCAGACAUGGGACGCCCAUGGUACAUAUUAUUUAUUAUACUUUGGCUACGUCUUGAAGUCGGCGGGUUUACCAUAGAGAAAGGAGAAAAAAUGAUUAAUCUAACAAACGAUGAAAGCAAAUACACGUUGUAUAUGAAUGAAAACAACCACGACGCGGACAAUGAUGAGACGCUGUUGUUUACUAUUGCAGAAGAUAGUAUGUCAGACACUCCAAGUUUUAUCUUUCUACAGGCUGAUACAACUUUUAAAUACAGCCUAAGACCUAACGAUAACACUUUUGAUUUUUACGCCACUCAGUAUUUUGACUAUGAGACACAACCCAAUUUGUACCAAUUAAUGUACACGAUCAACGACCAACCGGGGUUAAUUAUAUUGAAUAUAGUCAAUAUAGAUGAUGAACCACCAUCGCUUACAUCUCCAAUGUGCACCUUCCCGGAAAAUGCCAUCUUCGACAUAACAGACACCCAAUGUGGUUGUACUGUCAGUGAUCCCGAUGGUUGGCUAGAUCAAAUGACGUUCAAUAUUAUAAAUACCAAGGCCGAAGAAGCGGAACUCUUUGAAUUUAUGUAUAAUGGGACCAUAGCCGAUAACGUAUAUGAGGCACCAGUCUAUAUAAUUCUAAAAAAAGAAUUGGAUUAUGAGGAAACCACGUUCUAUUCCUUUAAUGUCCAAGCUCAGGAUGGUGCAAAACAUAACACAACUCCCAAUGCCUACGUUCGAUCCAUCAUUUACGUUGAGGACCAAAACGACAUGCCUCCGGAAUUCACAAACUUUUUCACAACAGCUCAGUUUAAUGAGAAGGAGGAGCAGACGUUUAACGUUACAGCAGUGGACGGAGACAAAGGGAUUAACGCAGAUAUAGUAUAUUCCGUGAUAAAGGAUGAUGUAGAAAAAUGCGUGAGUAUUGACAAAAACUCGGGAGUUAUAACAGUGAAACCGAUUGACCGUGACGCCAGAGACAUUUUAACUUACCAAUUUACCAUUAUGGCGCAAGAAACAGACGAUCCUCCAUUUAACACAACGCUGGAUAUAACAUUCUUUAUACAAGAUAUUGACGACCAAGAUCCUGUGUUUAUGGCAGUGAAAGAUUCGUCGGGCAAUGAAAAUAACACCUACGAAGAAACAGACACCAAAGUUGCCAAUUUUAAAUUUUUGGAAAAUUUUGAUGGCACACUGAAUGCGAAGUUUAAUAUCACCGAUCGUGACACUGGAGAAAACGCUCAAUUCAAGGUAGAAUUAGAACAACAUGAGCCCGCAAGUGCACCUGUUGAUUACACAGAAGCUUUCAUCGUAGUGCCAACCGCUGGCUACAGGACAGGCGACUUUCUUAUUAGCGUAAUAAACAAAACCAAGCUAGACUACGAAGACCCUGAUUGGGAUAACUUUCAGUUUUACGUUCAUUCAAUAGGUACAAAAAAUAAUACUAAACAAGAUCGUAUAUUAAUAAAUAUAAGUCUCAUCGACUACAAUGAUGAGUAUCCCAAAUUUGCAGACGAGGAAUACACUGUCGACAUAAAUGAGACAUUGGAAUAUGGAGAGUUUAUUAUCCAAGUGAUGGCCACAGAUCGAGAUGCAGAGGAUAAAGUGCUCAGGCAUGAACUGGUGGGAUCUACGACAAUCACAUCUUUACUGCGAAUUGAUUCUGACACGGGGAAGAUUUUCGUUGACAAGGAAAACGCUUUUGAUUAUGACAGAAUAAACCCAAUCUUUGUCCAAGUAAGAGCGUAUGAUAAAGUUAACCAUACGGCAACAGUCCCAGUAACAAUACACCUAUUAGAUGUCAAUAACAAGAAGCCUACUAUAGAGGUGAACGAUCUAAUAAGAGUCGAGGAAAACCAAAAAAUUGGAACGAUUUUAAACACAAGUAUCGUAGCUUCAGAUGUUGAUACUACCAGAAAUUUAUCUGCGGAAAUUAAUUGGGAUGCUUCGUACGCCAUGAAAAAUUCACAACCAUUAAAUAACUCCGAUCCUGACAUAAUACAACAAAUAAAGUUCUUAAAUCUCGAUUACGUAACUGAUCCAGACACAGGAAGUAUCACCAUACAAUUAACUAUUAACGACAAUAACGCUGAUGAGACAACGCCAGAUUAUGAAUUGUUCGACACCCUCUAUCUGUCAAUAAUAGUGACGGACUGGAAUACUGAUCCUGAUUUUUUGACCAACAUGAAUACCACCGCUCUGAUUACAAUAAAUAUUAUUGAUAUUAAUGAUAAUCCACCCAUAUUCACAAACGAGACAUUGGUGGCGAACCGGACAGCUUAUGAAGAAGCGAAUGAAGGAAUAAUAGUUGGCACUAUCUUAGCAACCGAUAAGGACGUUGGAGAUGUAGUCACUUAUAGUUGUGAAUGUCUGGACGAAAGAGAUUGGUUCGAAGUAAAUGAAAAAAAUGGCGAAUUUAGGGUGAAAACCAGCAAAACGGUUGAUGCUGACAGCUACCCAAAAGAUUUCACAGUGGACUAUAAUUGUUCAGCUACCGACACACUACAUUAUACAUAUGCCCGGUUUUCUAUUUAUAUACUGGAUACCAACAAUAAAAUUCCCCAGUACGUUGACGAUAUGGAAGAAGAAUACAUUGGUAUUCCAGAACAAAGUGAAGCCGAAACACCAUUAACUCAAAUUGAACUUACUGAUCAAGAUAGAGAUAUACCAUACCAUACUGUAACGUGUUACUUUACGAACACCAGCGAGCCAUGUUACUCUUCUUUUCAAAUAGUUGCCAAUUGGGUAACAGUGCUUAAUGGAGGCAACGAUCUGAACAGGGAUACCGGUAUCAGAAAGUAUGAUUGUUCGGUUAGAUGCAUAGAUAAUUCUGGAAGAGAACAAAGUGGUGAUCAAAAAUACAAUGACACGAAGAUUUCCAUAAUAGUUGAAGACAUAAACAACAAUGCGCCUCAGCUCAUAACGACGGAAAUUAGCGGAAGUGAAAAUUUGAAAAAGAACCAGGUAAUUGGAAAGGUGCAGGCGAUGGAUAUAGACGAGGGUCUUAACGCUACGAUAGACUUCGAAAUAACACAAGUCUUGAAAGAAAAUGUGGACUAUACAAAGGAAGACUUGUUUUUCUUUGACAAAAUGGACGAUUACAAUGAAAGCGAAACCACAAAACUAGGAACACUAAAAGCGAACAAAGAUUUAAGGGAUUAUUACGGUGAAUACACACUCAAACUAUUGUUAUCUGAUGAAGGUACACCCCAGAUGUUUAACGAUACCACUUCCUUGACGGUUAAAAUAGAAAGAUUUAACUACCACUCUCCAACGUUUUUGUUUCCAGGCGACAACGAUAAAUCGCUGGUAUUAAGUACAGACCAAGAACCCUACAGCCAACUUACUCAAUAUUUGCAAUCUAAAGUUGUACCGGAUAUCAAAAUUAGCGACAGUGACGAUGACACAUGUUCUACCAAGUGGAAUCCCACGCUUGAUGUAACACAGACUGAACCGAGUGGAAUAUCGAUAUUUCUUAUUAAUACCACUAGCGCAGCAGACGAAUGUACAGGACAGCUCCAGCUCAAUACGUAUUUUGAUAAGAAUUUAGUUGUUAAUAAAAUGUACAGCUUGACACUAACAGCCAGGCUAGAAGAAGGUACAGCUCCCUCCGACCAAGAACCAUACGAAUCUAGUGUCUUUUUGGAGAUCACAUUUCUCGACGUUACACAGGAUCCUAUUUUUGACCAAACCAAAGGUCCGUGGAAACUUUCGUUUCGAGAACAGUAUUUGCCCGAUCCCGAAACGUUACCUAAGAAUCUUGAAGCGUAUUAUCCCAAUGUCACAGAUCUUUCCAAAUUUUAUUUUCUAUAUACCGACGACCAAGACGUUGAGGACACCUUUAAAGUCGACCCUACGACAGGUAGCUUAAGUCUGUUGCAAAUGUUGGACUAUAGUAUUCAUACAACUUACAAUUUCCAAAUUGUGGCCUCUAAAAACCAGUCGGGAAUAUCUAGCAAUAAAGCCUCGUAUCUGGAUGUCGCUGUUACCGUAAUCGAAAUUAAUAACCAUUCUCCAGAAUGGGAUCAACCAACCUUUUUUGGAGCGAUUAUGUCGACUUAUCCCAGAAACACCAAAAUUUUGACAGCGAGUGCAACUGACAAAGACGUAAUAGAUCAGGGAAAGCUGGAAUACGCAAUUAACAGUACUUUUGAGCGGUCGGGAUCGAGCAGUAUUAAUACUGUUAAUGACCCACCUUUCCUCUUAUCUACAACUACAGGGGACAUAACUUUAAAUUUUGCGGUUGACAACUCUAUGACGGGUCAUUUCUGGUUUAACAUAAGCGUUAAAGAUAGGCAGGACGACUAUGGUAACGGUCCUCAUUUUAAUUUUACUACAGUCACUAUCUACAUUGUAACCACAGAGCACACAGUUAAUUUUAGAUUUGGAAAUGUGCUAUCUGCAGUGCUGAAUAAUCAGGCCGAGAUUCUGGGCAUUAUAAGUAAUAUUCUGGGCAAUGACUGUUAUGCACAAAACAUAGACGUUGACAGUCAAGAAGGGCAAGAUUUAGAUAAUCAGACACUUGCCAGUGUAUAUUGUGUAGAAGACAAUACACUUGUAUCUUCUGAAGAAAUUCUUAAGAAAGUAGCAAGUUUGACCACAUUCCAAAACUUAAGAAGUACAUUAAUGGGUAAUGCUUCUGUAUGGUUGUUACCAUUUACAAGUGAAAGCACUCCCGAAAAUCUGGAAGAGGUCCUUAAAGCUUCCAUUAUAGGUGUCACGGUUGUACUUGGAGCUGCCUGUUUCAUUUUAAGUGUUACAUUCUUUUUCAAAAUGAGAGAAUUGAAUACCAGAUUAAAGAAAUUAACUGAACCCAAAUUUGGUUCAGAUGAAUCUGACCUAAACCGAAAAGGCAUCAACGGUGUUAACGCACCUAAUACCAAUAUCCAUGCAGUUGAAGGUUCGAAUCCAGUUUUCAACAACGAAAUAAUUAAGAACAAAGAUUUUGAAUAUGAUAAAAAAAGCAUUCACAGUGGAGAUUCAGAUCUAAUUGGUAUUGAGGAUAGUCCGGAGUUUGACUUCUUUGAAAAAAGUAUUGGAACUGAGUGAAAUCUAGUUAAUGUUUGAUUAUUAAAUUGUGAUAAAAAAAAUGUAGAUAAUUGGGAAUACAUUUCCAAAAAUAUUAUGUGAAUAUAAUUUGCCUGUCUUGGCAGGGACUUAUUACUACAAAAAAUACUUGAAAUAAUAUAACAAAUAUA